AUGUCGAACUGGUCUUCCAACUCUUCUUCCGCCUACUCAUACUCCAAGGGAAGCAGUUUCACGUCCAAGGGCCAUAGCAGCCAGAAGUCGGACAAGAGGUCAAGUUCCAGCGGAAGCAAAACCACAGCAAUCCUGAAAAAUGAUCCGUACGCGUCGUCGCUCAGCAACCGCGCCGGCAUCGACAGAUACGUGCAUGAGUCGGCCUUUGCCGGGCCUUGGAACCCUGUGGCGAAGUGA
Parathielavia appendiculata is the source of this 237-nucleotide messenger RNA. RefSeq lists its product as uncharacterized. The transcript is spliced from 2 exons. The coding region runs from base 1 to 237 and encodes 78 amino acids. The record is from RefSeq and is a predicted model, not a curated record. NCBI's taxonomy places the organism in Eukaryota, Fungi, Ascomycota, Sordariomycetes, Sordariales, Chaetomiaceae.